Messenger RNA from Corticium candelabrum, 2005 nucleotides. RefSeq lists its product as uncharacterized. The record is from RefSeq and is a predicted model, not a curated record. NCBI's taxonomy places the organism in Eukaryota, Metazoa, Porifera, Homoscleromorpha, Homosclerophorida, Plakinidae. The coding region runs from base 94 to 1536 and encodes 480 amino acids. The transcript has 7 exons.
CGUAUAAACCAGUCUUCUGGUACCAGACGGCGCGUGGCUAGAGCGUUUGACAAGAGGAGCGGACAGUGACAGGAGCUUAGUUGAGAUGCGAUUAUGAACUGUGUCGUGUUUCCUACCGUAAAUGAUGAGUUGAAUGUAGUGUGGAGUGGACAACUACGCAACAAGCAUUUGCCUUUGGGGGAGGUCAGCAUCAGAGGGCUUACACCUCUUCAUCGCUCGUUACCAUCAGAAAUUAAUGUCAGCUCUUGGGUGUCAAGGCAGUCGUGGGAAUUAUCUGUUCCAGAUGAACUGCAGUAUAUGCUUGUCACGUACAAAACAGUUGGAUACAAGGAGAAAGUUUAUCAAUCGUGUUCGCUCGCUUCAGUCGGUGAUGGGAAGGAGACUGCCUUGAUGAGGUCGUUUGCUCAACAUCUUGCGUCGGAACGCGUUGGGGUGGGAUAUGCUUCAUUUGAUUCUUACACUCACAUGAUUCUCAUUCCCAGGCCUGUGAGAACUAACAGAGCCGCUAAAUCCGUCGUCUCGACUGCGUCUAAUAGUCAUUCGUUUUUUCAUCUUCUCAUCUGUUAUGAGCCGCUGCUGGUUGAAGCGAUAGAAGAUGCUGUUGAAGCGACGACAGCUAGUGAUGGAUUGGAUGAAAAUAAUGUAGAAGAGGAAGGAACGAGUGCUCUUAUGGAAAUAGCAAUUGAGAGCCACAACGAUUAUGAGAAAGCCAGUCAAUGUGACAGUCACGUGCAGCAAGAUUUCUCUCAGUAUUCAUAUCUGUACGGUUCCUAUAUGUGUGAAGCUUCCUAUGUAGAUGGUUUAUAUACGAAUGGUUCAUAUAUGGAUGGUUCAUAUAUGGAUGGUUCAUGUAUGGAUGGUUCAUAUGUAGAUGAUUUGUAUGCAGGUACUUUGUGUGUGGAUGGUUCGAAUGCAUACAGAGAGAUGGACGUUAACCUAUAUGGGUCGAGAUCUGGUUCGUACGGUCGUACAGAACAAGACAUCUCAUUUUACCCAUCAACACAGGAACAAGAUGAAUUAGCAGCAGUCAACGAAACUCCUGCGAACGAAGUGGAAACUCCGUUGCUCGCCAGUUUGCGUUCUGUUCUUGAUGUUGUGAAACACCGGCGGACACAGAGUGUCGAUACAUUCACAUUUCCUUCUGACGGGUAUGAACACUUUAGCGAAGAUGACGCAAACUACGACGGCUCUCAUCAACCAGUAGAACUUGCAGAGUCAGACGAUGCGAGAAGCGAAUAUGGUGAAGAACAACACACACGCUCGCCAUCCAGCUAUCUCAGUGAAGACGAGGAGGAUACAGAUGCGAGAUGGGAUGUAACGAACGGUCAUCCUAACAUGCAACUCUUUCGCUCUUGUCUCGUUCGACCUCGCAAGAGCGAUUACAAAGUGAACCGGCCUCCUCGACGAGGUUUCGCAUCUUGCUACAGAUCAGCAUCGAGAUCGUCUUCAUUGAACUUGAGCAGGUACAUGAUUAAUUCAUCUACACGCUUGCAGCCAAAGAGUCGAUCUACAACAAAACAUGAGCAGUACACUUGAUGCUUUACUGAUUUUUGACACUGGCAACCUAAGAUUUCGCACAUGCAUUAUUUCUUUGCUUUCGGAUUCCUACUUGUUCCCACUGUGCCAAGACGACGGGUGAGGUUCCGGCAAUGUUGCACGUAUACACAAACACGUUGAAAAUUGAUGUUUCUAUGAACAACUGCUAACACGGACACGUUACUUGCGGUCAUAGUUGCUUUCAUAAUAAUUGUGGAAAUGUGGUAGACAUCUUUGUACAAGUACAAUGAAAGGUAUGUAGGGUGGACGUCUCGAAAGGAUGGGAACAAAAUAGAGGGAGGGAUGUUGACACUUGUAAAGCAUGAACAAGGAAGGAGUCUAGAGCUAGUGUGCUGCAAUGUAGAGAUGAUGUAUUAUGCAUUCAUGGAAGCGCAGUUAUGUGUACUGUAACUGCGGCUAUGUUUCCACUAGCUGCACCUUAAACUAGUUUAGCUUAAACGCAUUUAAA